AGCAUGUUUCAGCCGGCGCCCAAGCGCUGCUUCACCAUCGAGUCGCUGGUGGCCAAGGACAGUCCCCUGCCUGCCUCGCGCUCUGAGGAUCCCAUCCGUCCCGCGGCGCUCAGCUACGCCAACUCCAGCCCAAUAAAUCCGUUCCUCAACGGCUUCCAUUCGGCCGCCGCCGCCGCCGCCGCUGGCAGGGGCGUCUACUCCAACCCGGACUUGGUGUUCGCCGAGGCGGUCUCGCACCCACCCAACCCCGCCGUGCCGGUGCACCCGGUGCCGCCGCCGCACGCCCUGGCCGCCCACCCCUUGCCCUCCUCGCACUCGCCACACCCCCUCUUCGCCUCGCAGCAGCGGGACCCAUCCACCUUCUAUCCCUGGCUCAUCCACCGCUACCGAUAUCUGGGUCAUCGCUUCCAAGGGAACGACACAAGUCCCGAGAGUUUCCUUUUGCACAACGCUCUGGCCCGAAAGCCGAAGCGGAUCCGAACCGCCUUCUCGCCAUCCCAGCUUUUAAGGCUGGAGCACGCUUUCGAGAAGAAUCAUUACGUGGUGGGAGCGGAAAGGAAGCAGCUGGCGCACAGCCUCAGCCUUACGGAAACUCAGGUAAAAGUAUGGUUUCAGAACCGGAGGACGAAAUUCAAAAGGCAGAAGCUAGAGGAAGAAGGCUCAGAUUCUCAACAGAAGAAAAAAGGGACACACCACAUUAAUCGGUGGAGAAUUGCCACCAAGCAGGCGAGUCCGGAGGAAAUAGAUGUGACCUCAGAUGAUUAAAAGUACAAACCUAAUCCCACAGAAAUGGACAGCAUGGAGCAAAAGAGACAGGGAGAGGAGGGAAAGAAAGAAAAAACCCUACAAAACCAAACCAAACUGCACACACAUUCACCAGGAAAGGGAGAGAGGGAGUCAGAGCAGCGGCUCGCAGCAGACUUUGGACAGCGAGGGCACUGGACCGGGCACUGCGCACGGAGGAGAUGGCAGAGGACGGAGGCCCCUUCAUCAACAUGCAACCCUCGUCUAAAGAGGCAGCUGAGUGAGUGAGAGAGACAGAGACUGGGAGGGAGAGAGAGGAAGGGGAAGGAAGAAUGAGAGAGAGAGAGAGAGAGAGAGAGAGAGAGAGAGAGAGAGAGAGAGAGAGAGAGAGAGAGAGAGAGAGAACAGGAACACGAUCCGGUCCUUGUGAGGCAAAGGCACAUUCUGACAAGAGAAGCUGUCAGUCAAAUGCCAAACCAGGGAAACAAGAUGAUUGGCAGGUAUUCCACUUAUCAAAGUCCAUUUAGAAAUGAUAAUGAUUUUUUAAAAAAAGGCACAGGACUUUUAAUUUUGCACUUCACAGUGUUUCCCCCAUCUUUGUUUAGAAAUAACAUACAAAAUUCCAUGUCUAGCCCCAUCCUACACCUGUUUCAAAAACUUGAAUUGCAUGUAGCAGUUGUUGGGCGAAUGGUGUCUAAAAAAUGAAUUGUAAUUUUAUUUUUCUGUUAAAGACAGGUUCUGUGUAUUUUUAUUUUUUCUGAGAAAUGUGCAGUCUGUAAAAACACUUUUUGAUACCUUCUGUUGUCAAAGUGAUUGUGAAAGCUAAAUGAAGUAGGCUCGGAGAUAGUGGUCCUCUUACAGAAAAAUGAGGGAGCAGCAUUGGGAUGGAGGGCGGGGGAGGGUGCCCCUGAGAAGAAUCAGGACUUGUGCUGGGGGGUUGAACAACUGGAGCAGCAGCAACAACAAUAACAACAAAGACCUAAAUUAAUUCUAUUUCUUGGAUAUUUCCUUUCCUAACAUUCUAAGACUUAAAACCACCAAGUCAAUGUCUCCUUUCAGUGGCUGGGGAAAUUGACUGCAUCCAGCCACUCAAAGUAAUGGCCAUCAGAACUUUAAGACUGUCUAUCGCAAAAGUGGAAGGAAGGACGAUAGUUAACUGGGUGGUAGCGUGGCCAAGGACAUGGGAGUUUUCAAGCACUGAGUUUCUCUUCCAAGACCAUAGACUUAUUAAAGAGGGUGACAAAUGCUUCCUUAGUGUCUUCUAUACCAGAAUGUAAAUAUUUUUGUGUUUUGUGUUAAUUUGUUAGAAUUCUAACACACUAUAUACUUCCAAGAAGUAUGUCAAUGUCAAUAUUUUGUCAAUAAAGAUUUAUCAAUAUGCCCUCA
This is a messenger RNA of Peromyscus californicus insignis, 2130 nucleotides long. RefSeq names its product empty spiracles homeobox 2 (gene Emx2). Bases 4 to 765 code for a protein of 253 amino acids. The transcript has 3 exons. Gene Ontology annotation, biological process: neuron differentiation; regulation of DNA-templated transcription; central nervous system development. Gene Ontology annotation, molecular function: DNA-binding transcription factor activity, RNA polymerase II-specific; DNA binding. The record is from RefSeq and is a predicted model, not a curated record. Lineage: Eukaryota; Metazoa; Chordata; Mammalia; Rodentia; Cricetidae.